AUGGGAGCCGGUAUCGUUCAGGUAGCCGCGCAAAAAGGCUACGCUGUGACCAUGGUGGACCUCGACGAGAGUAGCUUGGAACGAGGAAAGGGCAUCAUCAAUUCGUCCCUAAAACGAGUGGCAAAGAAGCAAUUCAAGGAUGACGAGCAGAAACAAAGUGAAUUUAUUAAAUCUACAUUGUCAAGCAUAAAGACCAGCACCGACUUGUCGAAGAGUGCGGAAAGUGCAGAUUUAAUCGUUGAGGCCAUCGUCGAAAACCUUCAAAAGAAACAAAAGUUAUUUAGCUCCUUGGAUAAAAUCGCACCGAAGGAUUCGAUCUUUGCCUCUAACACUUCAAGUUUGCCAAUAAUAGAGAUCGCGAAAGCGACCGAUCGAACAGAUAAAUUCGCAGGGUUACACUUUUUCAAUCCGGUUCCACAAAUGAAACUGGUGGAGGUCGUGAAAACCGAAAGCACCAGUGAUGAGACCCAUCACGCUUUGAUGGAGUUCUCAAAGAAGUUAGAUAAGACGCCGGUGACGUGCAAGGACACUCCUGGGUUCAUCGUCAACCGCCUCCUGGUGCCUUACCUGUUGGAGGCGAUUCGUCUCGUCGAACGAGGCGUGGCUACACCAGGUGACGUGGACACGGCCAUGAAAUUAGGUGCCGGCAUGCCCAUGGGUCCAUUCGAACUUUCCGACUUUGUUGGGUUGGACACAUUGAAAUCUAUCGCGGAUGGCUGGCGCGAAGGUGGGCAGGUUGAUUCCAACCUUGUCGUAAAGAUCAAGACGCUGGAUGAUCUUGUUCGCGCGGGAAAUCUUGGACGCAAAACCGGAAAAGGAUUCUUCUCCUACUAG
Acaulospora colombiana is the source of this 834-nucleotide messenger RNA. The record is from the annotation of a GenBank genome assembly. Lineage: Eukaryota; Fungi; Glomeromycota; Glomeromycetes; Diversisporales; Acaulosporaceae.